This is a messenger RNA of Portunus trituberculatus (swimming crab), 3784 nucleotides long. Its product is annotated as diuretic hormone receptor-like. Gene Ontology annotation, cellular component: plasma membrane. Bases 705 to 2411 code for a protein of 568 amino acids. NCBI's taxonomy places the organism in Eukaryota, Metazoa, Arthropoda, Malacostraca, Decapoda, Portunidae. The transcript is spliced from 11 exons. Gene Ontology annotation, biological process: adenylate cyclase-modulating G protein-coupled receptor signaling pathway; cell surface receptor signaling pathway. Gene Ontology annotation, molecular function: diuretic hormone receptor activity; peptide hormone binding; G protein-coupled peptide receptor activity. The record is from RefSeq and is a predicted model, not a curated record.
AGGAGGAGGAGGAGGUGAGUCAACAUCGAAGAGAAACGAGAAAAGGAGGGAGAAGAGCAGGGAGGGGUAAAAGAGGAAAAGGAGGCAGCGCAGGAGGAGGAUGAGGAGGGUAGGAAAAAGAAAGUAAGGUAUUUCGUCCCCAGCCCGUGCUUCUGUGUCGGUCCCCUCACCUCUCGCACUCUCAAGAUACUCAAGACACUCAACAGUGACGGACAUUUGGAGUCUCGAGUGAUGCCUAAGCGGCUCAGAGAUGGCUGCCUUAAGAGGUCCGAGGAGCAGCUGUCACGAACAGAAAUGAAGAAAUGGAAGAAAAACAUGGUGAAAAAUAACAAUAUUAGCAAAAGACAAAUAUAAGCGUCAAGAAAAUAUUGCAAGUUAAAAAAGUGACUAAGCUCAAAAGACAUGUAAACAGGGAAAGAAAAAAAAUGAAGUCACGAAAAACACGAAAGAAUAAAACGGAAAACAAGACCAUAAAUAGUAAAUGAAGACUAAACUACAAACGUAUUAUAAAAACGUAGUGAGUGAAAGGAAAACUAAACAAAACGUGGAAACACUACGCUAACAACUGAAAACAUGAAACAGGUAGAAGUGAAAAGCAAAGCAAAGCAAAGCAUUAUAAAUAAGUGAGGUGAAAGAUGGAGGAUUGCCACUGUUACAACCAUUGAAAACUGUAAACUAAUGUGUACUGACCAUCGGCUCUGACCAUGCCAGCCAUCAGCGACACAGGCGACGACCCGAUCACCUAUACGGACCUUGACCUAGACUCGAAGGUGAAUGCGAUAGAUAGAGGAGAAGAAGGAGGAGGAGAAGGAAUAGUGCCAAUGGAGGAGGAGGAGGACGACGACUUUCACCUUCACCCAGACGAGCUGAAUAAGUUUCGGACAAUCAUGUGGAAUCGCUUCAUGGAACAAUCCACCGUCAUUGUCAACGCCACGAACGACGACCAAAAGGUGUUGCGCUGCUUUGAACAGUUCGUGACGUCCUUCAUGGAGCCUGACUUAGGGGGUGUGGGGAAAGGGGCGUGCCCAGUCAAGUUUGACGGCGUGUCCUGCUGGCCCCAGACGCCCCCCGGCACUCUACGAAUUAUACCCUGCUUCGAGGUGUUCAAUGGCGUCUACUACGAUCCUUCAGAAAAUAACGCCACUCUCUACUGUUACGCGAACGGGACGUGGUCAAGCCGCUCCUUCUACGACUACUGUCUCAACGCCAUCACCAACCCGCCCGGCAGCCACGUCAGCGCCUCCGUCAGUACCACACAGACCAUCUUCUACGUGGGCAACUCCCUCAGCCUGGCAGCCGUGGCACUCGCCCUCUGGAUCUUCAUGUCAUUUAAGGACCUGAGGUGUCUACGCAACACCAUCCACACCAACCUGCUCUUCACCUACCUGCUGCACAACCUAUUCUGGAUCAUCUACGCCUCUGUUAAGGGUCUGGUCGCUGCCCCUGUUGGUUGCGGCUUCUUCGUGACUCUCAUCUACUUCACGCUCACCAACUUCAUGUGGAUGUUUGUUGAAGGUUUCUACCUCUACAUGCUGGUGGUCAAAACGUUCUCGGUGGAAAACAUCAAGUUGAGAGUCUACACGCUCAUAGGAUGGGGUGUUCCGGUUCCCAUAAUGGCGCUCUGGGUCAUACUUAAGUCCCAGCUUGCCGUCAGCCAUGAGGGGACGGAGCUGGAGGCGGUGGCGGUGGCGGGGCAGGAGCUUGAAGGCCUCAUAAGGACGUGCCCGCUGAUGCCCGCGAGCCACUUUGACUGGCUACACAAGGUGCCCAUCCUCGUGGUGCUCUCUCUCAACCUGCUCUUCCUGGCACGCAUCAUGUGGGUCCUCAUCACCAAGUUGCGGUCUGCCAACACGGUGGAGACACAGAGAUCCCGCAAGGCCACCAAGGCGCUGCUGGUGCUUAUCCCGUUGCUGGGCCUCACCUACAUGCUGCUCAUCGCCUUGCCGCAGGAGUUGGAGCAUGUGCGGGCCGUCCUUCUUUCCACACAAGGCUUCUGGGUGGCGCUAUUCUACUGCUUCCUGAACAGCGAGGUGCAGAACAGCAUCAGGCACCACAUAGAGAGAUGGAAGACUGCCCGCGGCCUGGCUGACCCCCGCUGCCAGUCCGUCAGACACAGGGACGGCUCGCCGCGCCCCAAGACUGACUGCUCAAGUUACGGUCGACGGCUGUUCGGAGGCAAGAGGGAGUCUCUAUGUUCAGAAGUGACCACAAUGACAACAGUCGUGGCCAACGGAUACAACCCAGUCAGCACCCAGACCACGACCACCACCGCCGCUGCGCCCAACACUCUGCCACUGCCUCAGGUUCAGCAGCCUUGUAUCCCCAUGGGUCACCUCAGCUACAGGAAUUCGACAGCGGGGAUCAGCGAGGAAACAGACCCUAAGAUAACAGUCAAGGAUUCGCUACUGUAAAAGAAGUAACAAGAUAAUACAAAAUAAGCAAAAUGAAAAACUGGGACGACAGCAGUGAUUAACAAAUCAGCACAGUAGGAUAUUUUUUAUCAUCAUUAUGAUCUCAACAUGUUUCAGUAUUGUGGGAGUGAAUUGUGUUCCAGAAGCACGCUUGCUGCUUGUCUUGGCUGAGUCACUACCAAGGAAUCAACAAAUGAUCAAAAGAUAACAAGGGCACUUGAAAGGACGAGACACAAUACUCUUGCCUUGACAACUCCCUCCGUUGCCAAGGUAGUCACGGGUGAAAACAAAAAUAUACUAUAUAUAACAAAAUAAAACACUUGUACUUGUCUUCACCACCACCACCACCACCACCACCACCACCACCACCACCAGGACUACCAUCACCAUCACCACUAACCCCUGAACAAUAAUAAUAACAUCAGCAACAAGAAAAUCUGUUGUGGUGUCCGUACGACUGAACAAGCGAGUGUGGAAGCAAAUAAAUAAGUAAAACGCACUUUUUUCCCCGUGCAGUUAUCGACAGCAUUAGUGGUGGUGGUGGUGGUGGUGCGAACAUACAUCAGGGACGGGAUGGAGGGUUGGGGCAAAGCGGGGAAAGCAUGGCACGAUGCAACGAGACAGAAAGGAACAAGACAAACUUCUGUAUUUCAGGAGACGUGAUAGAACUCGGCUUGACAGGAAGAGUGACCGAGGCGACGGACACAAUUACCAAUGUGUAUGAUGAAAGUGACUUUAGUGUAUACAAGAGUGUUUUUGAGUAUGAAGCUACUUUCCAAGCGACCAUAAAGCAAGUAAAGGUGGCAGUAUGUACAGGUAUUGAGUAAAUGAGGAACAUAAUUCUAAUGUAUUCUAAAAAGGCAUGUAUACGUAACAAUGCUGAUAACGGAAUGACCUAAAUAUGUAUACGCAUUUGAAGUUGCUUUGUUAAAUAUACACACGAGUGCAGGCACGCAGUCUUCUGAACUACCUCGUGCACAUGACCGCCAGGAAAGUAAAGGGCUUGUUAGUGGUGCGUGACACAUAUGUACAGCAGAUGGACACAGAAAUUCAACAACGACGCGAAACUCAUAACAAAUAGAAACACAUACAAACACAUACCUGCACAAUAUAAAGAAAUACACACGCACACGCACACGCGCGCGCGCACACACACACACACACACACACACACACACACACACACACACACACACUGGAGAAUGCCUACACAAACUGCUCAGAUGUAAAAAUUCGCAAGCUUCAAAAAAUAUAGAAGAAGAGCACUUUGUUUCCACGCACCGAGCAUUCAUGGCUCACAAAAAUAAAUACUCUACGUGCAUGUACAAAAAUUCACAUGUAGGUAAGCUGAAAAAAAUAAAUAAAUAAGUAAA